This is a messenger RNA of Budorcas taxicolor (takin), 1615 nucleotides long. RefSeq names its product tripartite motif containing 44 (gene TRIM44). The transcript has 5 exons. The coding region runs from base 62 to 1075 and encodes 337 amino acids. Gene Ontology annotation, molecular function: zinc ion binding. NCBI's taxonomy places the organism in Eukaryota, Metazoa, Chordata, Mammalia, Artiodactyla, Bovidae. The record is from RefSeq and is a predicted model, not a curated record.
ACUCUGAGGCUAGACGGCGAGAUCGGUAGCCCCGAGACCCGCGCCGCGGCAGAGCCUCCACAUGGCCUCCGGAGGGGGUGCGGCCUUCGAGGAGCUGCCGCACGACGGCACGUGUGAUGAGUGCGAGCCGGACGAGGCUCCGGGGGCCGAGGAAGUGUGCCGAGAAUGCGGCUUCUGCUACUGCCGCCACCACGCGGAGGCGCACGGGCAGAAGUUCCCCAGACACCAUCUGGCCGAGUACGUUCACUGCGCUGCCCAGGCCUGGACCCCGGGAGCCCGCGGGGAUGGGGCCGGGGAGGAAGCGGUCGAGGCCCCGGUGGAGAAUGAGAAAGCCCUAGAAAGCGAGGCGGGGGAAGGGAGCGAGUCCGAGGAAGACAGUGAGCCCGAAGAAGAGAGCGAGACAGAGGAAGAGAGCGAGGAAGACAGUGAGGAAGAAAUGGAGGACGAGCAAGAGAGCGAAGCCGAGGAGGACAACCAGGAAGAAGGAGAAUCCGAGGCCGAGGGAGAAACGGAGGCGGAAAGCGAAUUUGACCCCGAAAUAGAAAUGGAAGCAGAGAGAGUGGCCAAGAGGAAGUGUCCGGACCAUGGGCUUGAUUUGAGUACCUAUUGCCAGGAAGACAAGCAGCUCAUCUGUGUGCUCUGCCCAGUCAUUGGGGCUCACCAUGGCCACCAUCUCUCCACCCUCGAUGAAGCCUUCGAGGAACUAAGAAGCAAAGACUCAGGCGGACUGAAGGCGGCCAUGAUAGAGUUGGUGGAAAGGUUAAAGUUCAAGAGCUCAGACCCUAAAGUAACGCGGGACCAGAUGAAGGCGUUUAUACAGCAAGAAUUUAAGAAAGUUCAAAAAGUGAUUGCGGAUGAAGAGCAGAAGGCCCUUCAUUUAGUGGAUAUCCAGGAAGCAAUGGCCACAGCUCAUGUGACUGAGAUACUGGCUGACAUCCAGUCCCAUAUGGAUAGAUUGAUGACUCAGAUGGCCCAAGCCAAGGAACAACUUGAUACCUCUAAUGAAUCAGCUGAGCCAAAGGCAGAGGGCGACGAGGAAGAACCCGGUGGUGCCGAUGAAGACGAGGACACAUGAAGGCCUGUCCCCCCCGGUGGAACACCCCUCCUUCCCCUUGUGCGUAUGUGACGGCGUGUGUGCAACGGCUUCUGACCCCUGUGAAGGCUGCCCGGCAAGCAACGUGCUUCCGCCAGAUGCCUCCCCAGACCCGCAGCAGGCACAGAGCUCUCCAGGGAAUGACCAGCUUUACUGUUACUGACCGUGCUUCUCAUUCUCUUGUGGCAGGAAAAGGAAAAGUGCCCCCGUGCUCCACCAGGAGCAAUUACAGGGUCCUCGGUCAUUCCCUCAACAGCUGCUUUGAACUUCCUCAGGAAAGCCAGUCCCUGUAAUGGUGUAUACCCAAACAGUACCACUUCAUUAAGAAGGAGCUGAAAUCAUCUUGAAGGGCAGUCAGGAUUUGUUUCCCUCCCUGCUAAUAACCCCCCACUUUAUUCAUAUCGAAGCAUGGAAUAAAUGAGGGGGAAAGUAGGGCUGAAUCAACCCAUGUAAUUAGUCUCUACAAGUCCAAUUAUACAUCUGUGAAAAUGUGGUUUCAUGAAUUAAGAUGGAUGGCUUGAA